GGCGAUUCGAAGCGGCUCCGAGCUCAGUCGAGCUCGACGCUUUGCCCGCGCGGUUCCGUGCCCAGAGAGGAGAGAGAGAACGAGCGGUCUCCGCCGCGAAUCUUUGACAGCGCGCGCGAACACGUCCGACAGCUUCGUGAACGUUACUCGACGGACGUUCCUCAGUGAGAUACGAUUGCUUCCGAGCUGGGUUACACGCGCACCGGGCGUCGACGCUGCCGUAGGAGUCGAUCGGAGGAGACUCGGGGAGAUCAAAGGAUGGCAUAGAUCCGUACAGGUCGCCAGCAUGUCCUACGUGAUAGUCACUGGUCGAAGUCUGCUGUGGACGCUGCUGUCCCUGACGGCGUUGAUGGCGGUGUUCUCGGGCCUCAUCACUCCGAAAUGGCUGAUCGGGAUGCCGCAGGUGGUUAAAAACGCGAGAAACGGAUCGGAGGUGUACGUCCCGACGGUCGGCGUCUACAAUCGCUGCAUCAGGCUCCACGGCAGGACGCACUGCGGGAACUUCAACGUGGACGGGUUCGCCACGGACUCCAGCGUGUUCCCAGGCUGCUGGAAAGCGUCUUACUUCUUCCUGUUGCUCGGACUGGCGAUCAUGGCGAUCACGGUGUUCGCCGCGCUGAUCGGAUGCUGCAUACAGAGCAUCGGCCGAAAGAGCAUCUUCAACUUGGCCGGGGUUGCUCAAGUGAUCGCAGGAAUAUCGUACAUAUUAGGGAUGAUACUGUAUCCAGCUGGCUGGGGAGCGGAGAGGGUGCAGCGGAUUUGCGGACUCGAGGCGGACGCUUUCUAUCUCGCGGAUUGCAAGCUCGGCUGGGCGUUCUACAGCGCCCUGACAGGGGUGGCACUCACCUUCGUCUGCGCGGUGAUCAGCGGCCAGGCGGAGAAGUCCACGGCCAGCGACAAGGUCCAGGACAAGCUGAACGAGGGCAAGACCCUGAUCUGUCUCGCGUGAAACGGAGCUGUUCCCCGGCUCCUCUCUCUCGUCGAUGUCGCGAGGGGGACGGGGAAAGUUCACGGGACCAAGUUCGAAACCGGCGACGAGCGGCGAUCUUCGCGACGACCCUCGCGGCGAGGUCGUCGAUCCCCGAUCGAGUACUUAUCGCGAGAGCGACUCUCCGCCGUGCGCUGCGGAAUCUCCGCAGCCCAGUCACUUUUCUAAUUUCUCUUUUUACGAAACGGACACGCUCGUAAUUAAUAAAGGUUACGACACGGGAAAAA
Molecule: messenger RNA, 1215 nt
Organism: Megalopta genalis
Lineage: Eukaryota; Metazoa; Arthropoda; Insecta; Hymenoptera; Halictidae
Product: LHFPL tetraspan subfamily member 2a protein
Cellular component (GO): membrane
Source: RefSeq, a predicted model, not a curated record